AUGGUGUCACGACAUCUUUCCUACGAUACCCAUUCAUUGCUGUUCACAAACGACAGCGACACUGAGUCGGUCAACGACGAUUUUGUCUCCUUCCCCACGCUACCGGAUCCUGAGGAGACCGCCAACCGGUCAUUCUCUAAAAUCAUCACCAAGACGUUAAGGAAAGUCACCAAUAACGCUUCCAACUUAGUUCACUCUUACGCAUCGCCUCGCCACCACACCGAGGCUCCAGAUUUGCCCACAGAUCCCACAGAUUCUCAGUCAAUCUACCAUGACCACUCGGCCCCCACAACUCCAGUCAGGAAGGCAAUUGCUACGCCGACAUCGAAACAGCAUAGCUCCGCAGUAUCUGUUGCAUCAUCUCUCGACAAGCUGGUCUCACGGCGCUCGAGCAAAGGUACAGAUCAAGAACCAAUGAGAAAUUUCACGGGAGGACAAAACUCGCCUACUCAGGUUCCUCGAGCACCAGCUCCGGAUAGUACACUAAAAAAACCGAACACAGACCCAUGGCUAAAUCCUUCGACGAACAAUCGUGGGUCAAUAAUACCUCCAGCAUCUCCGGCAUCCGUGAAACGGGCAGAGAGCAUCACGGGAGUGUCUCCAGGUAGGGCGAAAGCUCCCCCUUUGUUCAGGAUGAAUUCCGAUAUGAACCCAAGAGUCAUGUCAGACAACAAAUCCUUGCGUAUUUCAACUAUGAGCACCACCAAGGUUCAUGCUCCAGUUGUAUCACAGGCUGAUAUAACAAUACGGAGUGCUGAUUCCGAGCUGAAAAAUUCGAAAGCUUCUCUGAUCCAUCAGAACAACAAUAUUCCAGCAUCUUCAUCGAAGGAGAAUGUUUCGUGCAAAAGCGAUACCAAGACACUUCAGAAUAGAAUCUCAUCCAUCUUUAACAACCUUCCAAACGAUUUUGAAUUGUCUGACGACUCGGCCUCGGACUUGGAGACCAUAAACAAUGACACCGUUUCCGCAUCUCCAUUAACCCUGCGUCUAUCACCUAGACAGCCUAAUAAAAGCAGCAGGAUUGAGCCUACUCCAGCGAAGCUCGAAAGACAAGCUCCACUUCCAUCGCUGUCUCCACCAUCAUCUACCUCUACUUCGGUUGAGAGAACACCUUCCAUCACAAGAAAGAUCUCUUCUAGUUUGUCGAAUUCCUUGUUUUACAGCGCUAGAAGUAUCAUCAACAACAAUAUUCCCGGCAAAGGAUCCUCUGCCAGCUCUAUCACGGGCGAACUAACCAAGCAGAGGAAGAAGAAAAUCGCCCGCAAACUUUCUGAUAAUCCACUUAAGAACGGCGGCAUACCCAAAAAAUACUGGAUGAACGAUUCCUUUGUCACCGAUUGUUUAAACUGUUUCAAACCGUUCACAGCUUUUAGAAGGAAACAUCAUUGUCGAUUUUGUGGGCAAAUAUUUUGCUCCAACUGCACGCUCUUUAUAUCCUACAGUCAGUAUAAACAUGAGAAGCUGAAGAAGAAUAAAGAAAAGGAGCACAAAAUUUUCAAUGACAAACUCAGAGUCUGUAAGCCAUGUUACAGUGAUGUCAUUGUGUACUUAAGUGAUGAUUCACUGAGCUCAUCUGAAGAAGAAGACGUUGAGAGUGAAGUUCUUAGUACUCAGUCUGAUCAACAAGACCACUACUCCAAACUUUCAAGCGCCGAUCACCCCUUAAUGAGGUUUCGUUCUAAAUCUAUAAAUUCGAGACGAGAUAGUUUAACGAGUGAGUCUCUUGCACUGGCAGGCCAGAAGAGCAAUAGAAAGCAUACAAGAUCGCUGAGUGGGGCCUCUACAGUUAAUUACAUCAGCAACAAGGAGGGCAAUCAAAAGAGUAACGAAGUCACUUCCUUCAAGCAUGCCCCUCAGAUGGCUAUUCCGACGACACGUACAGGAGAGGUUGUCGAAAUCCCAGUUUCGAGAAGUUCCUAUUCCAAUAAUGUGAUGCCAGUGAAACAAAAUUUAGCAGCUCUUGCUAUGCGGAAUGCAGUACACAACCAGGGAUCUGGACCAUCUGCUGAACCUGGUAAAGAACAAUUGACGACCUGGAAUUCUCCCUAUCAUGACACUCAAGACCUUUCUCCAGAAGUUGUUCGCCCCAAUAGUCUUGAGAAUCUUGGAAAACUUUACAGCUCCUUUUUGCAUAGAAACCCUUACAGGCUAACAAGAUCUACUUCCGAAAGAGUUCCUCGUCUGGGUGCUCUUACGAAGCACCGAGCUGGUUUCGAGUCAGAGCGAGAGGACGACUAUGAAAGCGAAAAUGAGGAUGAAAAGGUUUUAUCCUUGUACACCUCACUCAAUAAUGGUUAUCUGUCAAUCGAUCCAAGAUCGUCUCUGUCUCCAACACCAAAGGUGCUAAACCAAUCAUUAUCGCUGGUACCGACCUUGCACGAAUUCCCAUCGAUGAAUGUCAAUGACAAGUAUAUUCCGAAUCCAAUGGGAUUCGGCAGGCAUACUGAUGCUGAUCAAGCUACACUCAACUUUGGAAUCAAUGCCAAUAAGUAUCGCUCUGACCACAGAUCAUCUGAAAGAGCGAAAGCGUCGUUGAAUAGGAUGCGACAAAAACGUAUGAAUAGAUUGAAAAACAGAACGUCAUUCGCUACGGCCACAUUUAAACCUCCACAACUCGAAGUGUCAACUGAAUUUAAUCGGCCAUACGUUGACAGUCCGCAAUCAACGCCGACGUCCCCGACUCCGUUUGGCGCAGUUGCCUUGCCCAAUACCAGAGAUUCCGAUAAGAGCAGCAGCAUAACGAAAGCUCAAACAUCUUUCGGCUUGUCUAGCGCUUCUCCGUUGGCUCAUAAGACGUGGGACGAGAGGACUUCUGCAAGUGAGCCACAUCAUUCUGUCGAGCCUUUCAACUUUGACGGUGAAGUUCAUGACAGUGACUUGACAGGCUACUUUAAUGGCCUCCUACCAACCAUUGACAAAGUCUACGAUGACUUUAUGCACAAGCUACUACUACAAUCACUUGCAGACUGUGACAUAUCUGACCCCAGUGAUCAAAAGCGAUGGGGAAAUGUGUUGUUUGCUGCUCUCAAAAAAGUUUACCAGCUUCGGCUUUCUGAUACUCUAGAUAUAAAGCAGUAUGUGAAGUUCAAGAAGCUUUCGGGCGGUAAAAUUGAAGAUACCCACGUUGUGGACGGUCUUUUCAUUACUAAAAAUAUUGAUUCUAAGCGAAUGCAACUGCGAAUUGAAAACCCCAAAAUCGCCUUGUUGAUGUUUCCACUUGAAUACUUGAAGCACAAGGAACAGUUCAUCAGCUUGAGAAUCGUCAACUCUCAACAAUCUGUUUACAUUGGCAAUCUUGUUUCACGGUUAGUGUCGCUUGAGCCGGAUGUUAUUGUUGUCGGUGAUACGGUUUGCGGGCUUGCCUUGAAAUUGCUCGAAGAAGCUAAUGUGACGGUUCUUUCAAAUGUCAAACCUCAAGUAAUUGAGCGAAUUUCAAGGUAUACAAGGGGCGACAUAUUCUCGACGGUGAACGAUCUUUUUUUUAAGAAAGGUAGUUUAGGAUCCUGUGGGUUAUUCGAGAUUCGAAAGUUUGUACACACCGACGUUGUCAAGACAUACGCCUUUUUCACGGGAUGUGAUACACAAUAUGGAUUUACGAUUUGUUUGAGAGGUGAAGACAGUGAAGCCUUGAGUGGCGCAAAAUAUACUACUGAAACGCUCACGCCAGCUCUUUGGAACGCAAAAUUUGAAAAAAGCUUCUUCAACACCCUCUCUUUGACUUUUCGAGAACUGGACCCACGCCCAGGCUUGGACACAUUGAAACUCUUGGAAAGAUCAAUUGAAGAUGCACAGAACAUCGACGAUUCAGCUAUUGUCGCCUGUCUUCAAUCCAUCGAACAUUAUGGCAUAGUAAACUAUAUCAGACUUUUUACCGAGCGCUAUUUGAGUGUCUCACCGUCGGUGAACUUUCGCUUACCAGGUGUGCUAUUAAACGUGGUAAAUGCCUUCGUAUCAUUAAUCGACUUUGCAUCUUUUUAUCAAAAAAUUCAACGAGUGACAAACCCCGAUGAAUUUGAUGUGGAGUGGCUUACUAAAGCAAAAAUCGAUGUUGAUCCUGAUCGAUUCAAUGGUUUUGAGGAUAUAAUUGCCAUGCUUCGCUACGUGUGUAAUAGUCGCAUGUUGAGUCUUUUGGACGGAUUUAAUAGCCGAUUAAGAGGUUGGUCAAACAGCAUCAAAUUCAAUUGCUAUCAACUAUACCCAAUUUUUCAUAGAAGCAUACAUGUGCUUUAUUCAACUGUUUCUAUCAAGCAUGCGACACCUUGUGCUGGGCCAGUAAUUGUCGUGAUUGAUUUUCAUACUGAUAAUGAUAAGUGUCUCGGUGUCUUUUUAGAUCAAAUACUUCAGGAAUGCACCACGGCUUGCGAGGAGUGUCAAGAGUUGCUUCUCGACCAUUACAGGACCUACGUUCAUGAUAAUGCAAAGGUGGACUUCAUUAUUGAGAGAGUAGAUACUACUUCUCAUGAUUUUAAAGGUCGGGAUGAACGUCUUAUGUGGAGUCAUUGCCCAGAAUGUAAUCACUCAACUCCGAUCACAGUGAUGACUGAUGAGAUAUACUACCUAUCUUUGGGUAAAUUUUUUGAGCUAUCCUUCUGGUCAGAUGGUGUUAGACACGAGGGAGAAUGCUCGCAUGACUACUUUAAAAAGCAAAUAAAGUACUUUGGUUACAAUGACAUCGUGAUAAGAAUGGAGUACUCCAAAAUUGCAAAUUAUGAGGUGAUUGUCCCCAAGAAGAAGUUAGAAUCAACAAUGGAAACAGACAUUCGCCUAAAAAUCGAAAGCUUUGAACGUAUCUCAAGAAAAAUGGAUGCUUUCUUCAAGAGCAUUUCAGAUAGACUCAACAGGGUGAAGCUCGACACGGUCGACAAGGCCGAGGCUGGUUAUGAGAGAGUAGAGCAGCUUAAGGAACGUGUUUCUACUCAGCAUAGAACUCUUGCUGCAAAACUCUUAGAUUUUUACAAGCAGACUGAACCCACCAAUUAUGUUCUGUUAAAUGCCAUUCAACGUGAAUUGCAGGAUGUUGUUGUUGCUUGGGAUACUGAGUUUAACGAAUUUGAAGCAGAUUUUUUGCCGACAGAAAACGAAAUCAACAAAAUCACACAGUCCCAUCUUAGGAACUACUUGAUCGAUAAAUUGGAUCAUGACAAUACCCUGAAGAAUCGCUCCACGGAGAAUCUUAGAAAGGAUGAUGCUGCAAAGGCAAAAAAUAAUACUGAAAGCCCAGAGAAUAUUCUGAGGACCUCUCCAAAUUCUUUGAAAGAACACGGCGAAAAAGCUCCUAAGAGACCAGUUCCUCAAAUCAGUAGAUUUAGGGUACCUUCUGCGGUCAUAGAGGAUAAAAUCUCGCAGAUUCAGCAAUCAUUUGAAAAUGACAACAAAAGCUCGAUUAAGUCACCGGACAAGUCUUGUGCUAAUUCGAUUAGUGGUGAUUCCUCAGACAACUUUUCUCAAAAUCCAAAAAAAGUUCAAGACUUGACCAACUACUUCAAUCAAAUGACGCUUGAAUUUCAAAGGCAAAGAGAAGAAGCAUUAGAAAAGAAAUCAUAUAAAUACAAAACUUUACCUAUUGGCAAUUCACUGCCUAUAGUGGAGAUCUACGGCAAUAUUGAAGAUGUUGUGGAUGUGAAUCAUGAGAACAAGAGAAACAAAUUACUUCAUACUGACUCCGCGUCUACGGUGCCUAGAGUUUCUGAAGAAUCCACUCGUUAUCCUCCCCAGGAACAUUUAACUAGUCAGGUACCAAGUGACUUCCUGACCCUGGAUAGAAAGACUCUAGACCGCAAGGAGGAGCAGAAGUUGCUUGGCGAACAGACCAAAAAAAUACUGGAAGAAAUAAACAAAGCUAAUAAGGAGGGUACAAUGAAACAAAGGAUCGAGAUUCCUCAACCAGAGAGAAAUUCACUACUCAAAUCUCUCAUGAACUACUGGGCCGACAGAUCUGCGACAUUGUGGGACCCCUUAGAGUACCCGUUUGAUGUGACGGAGCACACCUUUGCUGAUUCCGAUGUGAUAGUAAGGGAAGAUGAGCCAAGUUCUUUAGUGGCGUUUUGCCUCUCGUCACCAGUAUACCAACAGAAGAUACAAGAUAUGGCCACCACUCCAAAUGAUGAGGACGAGACGGUGCACAAUGAUGCUUAUCAAAAGAAGGCUGAACAAUUCACUAAGAUUGAGAAGAAGUUCAAGAAAAGCAUGGCAUCCUCCAACAGGCUGAUGAGUGAGCUCGAGAAUAUCAUGGUGAAGACUAAGAGCAAUCACUUAAAGUACCAAUUUGCUGACGGUAACACACUGAUUUCGUGUAAGAUAUUCUACAGUGAACAGUUUGAGGCAUUCAGAAAAGCUUGUGGGUUGGACAAAUCAUAUAUUCAAAGUCUUUCCCGAUGCAUCAAAUGGAACUCUAAAGGUGGUAAGAGUGGAUCAAACUUUUUGAAGACUUUGGAUAACAGAUACAUCAUCAAAGAGCUACUGAAGUCAGAGUUGGAGUCAUUUGUGUCAAUUGCACCAUUUUACUUCAAGUACAUCUCGCAGUCGACAUUUUACACAUUGUCUACAGCGAUAGCGAAGAUAUUUGGAUUUUACCAAAUUGAAAUUAAAAAUUCUGUUUCAGGAAAGACAUUCAAGAUGGACUUCUUGAUCAUGGAAAAUCUUUUGUACGACUGCAAGUGUUCGAGAAUAUUCGACCUCAAGGGGUCCAUGAGAAACAGACACGUACAGCAAACAGGCAAGGAAAACGAGGUGUUGCUUGACGAGAACAUGAUUGAGUAUAUCUAUGAGAGCCCAGUGUUCGUGAAGGAGCAGCUGAAGAAAUUGUUGAGAGGAUCUUUGUUCAACGAUACCUCGUUUCUUUCUGCCAUGGAUGUAAUGGAUUAUUCAUUGGUGAUUGGCAUUGACGAUAAUACACAGAAACUCUAUGUUGGUAUCAUCGAUUGGUUGCGCACAUUUACCUGGGACAAAAAGGUCGAGAAUUGGGUGAAGGGAAGUACGUUAGUGGGGAAGAAAGGUAAGGAUCCUACGAUUGUGACGCCUAAGCAAUACCGAAUCCGGUUCCGAGAAGCGAUGGACCGGUAUAUCCUUGAGGUGCCUGAUAUAUGGUAUGAGGGCAGGUCAAAUUAA
Molecule: messenger RNA, 7107 nt
Organism: Candidozyma auris
Lineage: Eukaryota; Fungi; Ascomycota; Pichiomycetes; Serinales; Metschnikowiaceae
Gene: FAB1
Product: 1-phosphatidylinositol-3-phosphate 5-kinase
Exons: 1
Coding region: 1-7107 (2368 amino acids)
Biological process (GO): phosphatidylinositol phosphate biosynthetic process
Cellular component (GO): fungal-type vacuole membrane; endosome membrane
Molecular function (GO): ATP binding; metal ion binding; 1-phosphatidylinositol-3-phosphate 5-kinase activity
Source: RefSeq, a predicted model, not a curated record